GUAUUUGGGCAUCGGUGCCACCAUUGGACCGUUGAUUGGCUCCAAGCUGGGCACCCGCCAAUCCUUUGCAGCCUCCACCCUGAUGUUUGCAGUAACUUCGGUCUAUGUCCGGCUGAAGCUUCCGGAAACCUUGUCCUUGGCAAAUCGGAAAUAUUUCAAGUUUGAACAUAUCAAUCCGGUGAGUUUUCUGAAGCUCUUCCAGAACAAGACCCUGGGUUGGCUUGCGACAGCGACUGCCCUGCAAUCCUUUGGGGACACAGUGAAUCUUCUCGACCUGAACAACAUCUUCUUGAUCAAAGUUCUUCACUAUGGGCCUCAAGAGUUAGGUCAUUUUGCAACAGCUUCUGGACUUAGCGCAGUGGCUGGAGGGAGGGUCACAUUGCAUUUGCUGAAAAAACUCCAGAAGCUGAAUGUGUCAGCGCUCAAGGUGUCUACAUUCUUCGCAAAUUCUAUGUGGACGGCUGGUAUGGUGAGCAUGGGGUUGGCCCGAAGGACAUCGCACCUCUCCUUCGCCAUGUUUCUCUGGACCUUCGGGCAACUCCGGAGCAACUCUUUGACAACGUAUUUGCAGACCUACGGCGCUGCGGAAGGUCUAGGCCGUGCGGAGAUUGUUGUGGCCACAGCCAACCUUUUGGCCUACGUUAAGGUUUUGGCUCCGCUGCUUUAUAGCAACCUCUUCAGCUGGGCCAUAUCCUCCAACAAUCGUCCUUCGGGUUUGCCUUACUUCGUCAUUGCCGCGAUGACUUUGUUGGCCCAGGGCUCCUUCGUCUUGGCGGCGCCCUAGGCGGUUCCCGGCAGCUCAUCUCCAAAGAGGGAGAGCAGCGGUGACCAGGACGGCCCAUGAAUCCACUGGAGAUCAGAUCUAC
Messenger RNA from Cladocopium goreaui, 866 nucleotides. NCBI's taxonomy places the organism in Eukaryota, Dinophyceae, Suessiales, Symbiodiniaceae. The record is from the annotation of a GenBank genome assembly.